AAGUUUAAUAUAAAAUAAGAUAACGUUUAGUUUGUAUCAUAAGGCAAACUUUUUUACAUUACUUGUAUCACUAAAUAUAAUAACUUGAAAAAUAUUAAAACAAAAAUUCUCUCGUGUACGAAGACUCGAACAUGACAUCUGUGGAAAAAGGAAAAAAAGGGACUAAUCAAAUUCCCAGAAGGGGCAUAGGUUAAUGAGAUGCGCUAUAUUUUUGGGUGUUCACUUCCACCCCAAGAUUGAAGCGUUAAUGGAGGAUAUGUGUUCUACUUGGUUAAUAUAAUGUCCUUUUUUACUUUAUUUGGAGAAAUAUGAAAAACCAAGUUUUUUUUUGUGUUCUCUCAAUGCAAAAGGUUCAAUUUUUAAUUCAAAACCAUGAUACAGAGUUGUGGGGCUGCCCUUUUGUUUGGUUAUCUUUUUCAUGUUAUUGAAUCAAGAAACCUCCCUCGGGUGCUAAUCUUUAAGGUUUGCAGGUUUUGGUUUCAGCUUACUGCUAUGGAAAAUGUUCAUUCCAAGAUGCUGAAAGGCGGCUUAUUAUAAAGGAUUGUCCUUUGCCCUUUAGACAUAUUUCCCACUAGUAUAUCAACUUACGGUUUGGCACCGCAGAAAAUAUGCAAGUGAUGAUGAGAAAUCUAGUAGUUCGGAGAAAAUUAUCAGGCAUAAUAAGCAAAUUAAAUUUUCCCUGUGACAUGGGAUGACAGCAGAUAAGAUGGAAGAGAAGACGUUGGUUUGUGGCGAUGUAUUUGACCUUCCUGUAGUCCUCAUGACCUCGAAAGUUGCUAGGCUGGACGGUUAAAAGCAAUGGACCAGAUAAAGUCAUCACAAGAUAAAGAUUCUAAUAUGACAUUGUGCUUCUAAAAGAGGAAGGAACAAGCGGAAGCACGUGAGUUUAUGACCCUCCCUGCCUUAAACUAGAGAAAAAGAGCCCAUUAUCCUGUGGAGAUAAUGUGACCUAAAGGUAAACCAGAUUGAGUAUUUGCAUCUCUGAAGGCUGAGAUAUGAAAGUGGUGCAUGAGGCUUGAACCAUAUUUUCUGACAUUAGAAACGGUUAACAAGAACUCCAUGCUCAUUCAAGGGAACUGAUUAAGUGGACCGUGGGAUUUGUUCAGAUCAAUGCAAGUUAAUCACCAUCUAGCUGGUUACCCUAACCAGGGUCCAGUGGUUCUUAUGCAGCAUGCUCCACAAGUGAGGUCCUCUGGUGUAAGCAACAUGGAAGACACCCCCCAAGAAAUGCAGUUGCUUGGUGCUGUCAGACUCAAUAGAGUUGAGAUGCCUGAAUCGUAUCAUGAGGGUUUGAAUGAUGCAAGAGAAGUCUCUGGACAUACUGAAGGGAAGCAGCCAGUGUAUCAGCGUAUGAAAUGGUCAAAUGACAUGGUUAAGCUUUUGAUUACUGCUCUUUCUUACAUCGGAGAAGAUGCUUUGAGCAAUGGAGUUCUUGUCAAGAAGGGAAAAUGGAGGGCCAUUUCCUGUGUUAUGUCUGAAAGAGGUUAUCGUGUAUCACCUCAGCAAUGUGAGGAUAAGUUUAAUGAUCUCAACAAAAAAUUCAGGAGACUGAAUGAUGUACUUGGGAGAGGUACGGCAUGUAAUGUUGUGGAGAAUCCUGUGCUUCUGGAAAUAAUGGACCUACCUAAUGAUUUGAAAGAGGAAAUGAACAAGAUUUUAGGUAGCAGACAAUUGUUCUAUGAAGAAAUGUGCUCAUACAACAAUCAGAAUAGAUUGUUCCUUCCCCAUGAUCCGGUGGUUCAGCAAUCUGUGUUUUGGGCUGUGAGAGGUAAGUAUAAAUAUGAAACUGGAAGCAUGUCGCAGGAUUUGCCUUUGAAGAGGAAUAUAGGAGGAGAAGAAAGUCUGGACCAUAACACUACAGCAGAUCCAAAUUUGGUGCAGCAUAUGCCUGCAAAAAGGAAAGCACGAGGCGAAGAAAGAAAUUUGCAUAUGGCCCGUUUAUCCCUGAACGGUACCGCUACAUUAGAUCCAGAUCCAAAUAUGCUUUAUCCUAAUAGCAAUGGGAUUCAACUCUCUUUGAACAAGAAGGAGAAAAAAAUACAGGAUGAGCAUGUUCUCCUUCGCUUACAGAAAAUGGAAGAACAAAAGCUACUGAUUCAGGGCAAAUUACUGGAAUUGGAGAAGCAGAGAGUCAACUUGGAGAUUUCCUGCAGUGAAGAAGACAUGGGUUUACAAAAGAUGCAGCUGGAUAAUAAGGUUAUCAAGCUUGAGAAUAAGCAACUGAUGCUUGAACUCAAAUGUGGUGGAAAGCAGCGUUUAGUCUGAAUCAUGUACCAGUGUUGCAGUUUAUGUGGGACAGAGUCAGAAUUUGAACCUUAUGAGUUUGAAAUUCCAUGAUAGAGAUAUCAGAUGUUAGUUACUGGAUCUCGAGUUCAAUUUUUGUGCGUAGUAAGUGAAUUUAUCAACACAAUGGACUAAAGCUACUGGGUUCGAUCGAACCUAAAGGUACCUGUAUUGCUACAUUCUGUAAUAAUCUUCUGUGUGUAUAUAUAUAUAUGCCUCAGUGAGCAUUGAUGCUAUAUCUCCAGCCAGCUUCAUAUCCUCCACCUUCUUUUCUCCGUCUUCUCCGUUAAUCUGCUUGUCAACUGCCGUCACCUCCGAGGGGCGGCCGUGGUAGUCUCCUCCUCUUUUGAUGAAUAUUUUUUGCUUCAAAUAUGAAUAUUACACAUAUAUGGGGAAAGUGAAAUAUAUAUCACAAGUAAUUCCAAUUUUCUGUCUCAGUCGAAGAGAGUUUUAAGGAAAGUAAAUGUGCUAUUUAUGGAAUGUUACUAAUUACCUCAGUUUGGAUGAAUGAACCACAAAAGGGCUAAAUUUUUUUUUGUUGGUAGAAUAACAAAAGAGAAUUAUACCCUUCGGGUGCCCUAGUGGUUUGAGUUUGGGACUUUCAUGUUGGAGGUUUCAUGUGCGAAAUCCCUUGCCAGCGAAAGCUAUGAGUUAGCCUUCCAGGGCAAGCCUGGAGCUGGUUAUCUCUCCCAUGUGGUUUGCAAGUUAUUGCAUAGGAGUGGGGUUUUUACAUGUAUACCUUUAGUCUAAUGUAAGCUACAUUGUAUACCUUAAGAUUAUAUUUACAUUUUUAACCUCCAAACAUAUUUCUAGAAUCCUCACAGAUUGAUUUAAUUUAUCCUUUUUUUCUAAAUCAAUGAACACAUAUGCAAGUUUCUCUUCCUUUCUCUUCAUAUCAAACAUCUCAAAAUAAAUCAAAAUUAAUUAAUUAUCAUUUCAUAUUAUUUAAUGACAGAUAAUAUUACGGUAAGUCAUUAUAACUAAACAAAAUUUGAGGAAUAAAACUUUUAUACUAACCUAGUCUCUCCCGCUUUUACCUCUCUAAUUUACGUCAUGCAUGAUUUCAUUUAUGUAACAAAAACAGAAAAGUAACACUAUAAAUAUAUACAGUUGUGAAUAUAUAACUUUUUAUUUUAUCCAUACAUGUGUAUUCUUCUUUUCUUUUUUCCCUAUUUCUCGUGAUUUUCUUUAACAAAUUUUCACCAUUCCCCCAAAGCCAAAACUCUCUUCUAAACAUUUUUUUUUUUGCUUAAUUUUUAGUAAAAUCUUUUGAUUUUUCAUCUUGUAGAUUAAUCUAUCUGCAUGCAAAACAAGAACGUAAAAA
This is a messenger RNA of Solanum lycopersicum (tomato), 3607 nucleotides long. The record is from RefSeq and is a predicted model, not a curated record. Lineage: Eukaryota; Viridiplantae; Streptophyta; Magnoliopsida; Solanales; Solanaceae.